AUGCAGUCUCAGGCCACAAACACAGACCGAGAGCUUCGGCAGCCCCGUGACCACCGACGUGGAGCAGACGACGGGUACUGGAUGCAGAAAAUCUGGGAGAGCCCAGUUGUUGCUGGCUUCCUCAUCAUUGUUCAGGAUGUUUACAUUUACCUGGUGUCUACAGAUCUCCUUUGGCAGAGUGUUUCGCAAGUCAAAAGGAACCUGGCCCAGUCUCCUUGCUCCACAUUGCUGUACAUGUUUUUGGUGCUGUUUGGUUUUUUGCCCUUCUUGUGCUUCUUUCUUUUCGUUUGUGGAACAUUUAUUCUCUGGCUCGUCUGUUUCAUUUUUUGCCAAGCCGUUGCUGUAGUUUUUGCCGGAGCCCUGUUUGGUGGAAUGUUCUUCUUCAUCAUUGUUGCCUGCUGUCUCAUGGCUACAGCCUUGGGACUGACCGUCCACAUGCUGUCCUUCCUGGGCCAGGUUUACAGGGUGCUGGCCUUCAAUGCUCCCGAAGCUGUGGCUUUUCUCAGACAACAACUGGCCAGGUUGGGCAUUCACCUGCGUUUGCCCGAAGAUGACCAAACGUAG
This is a messenger RNA of Candidula unifasciata, 564 nucleotides long. Lineage: Eukaryota; Metazoa; Mollusca; Gastropoda; Stylommatophora; Geomitridae. The record is from the annotation of a GenBank genome assembly.